AUGCAGCCGCCGGCGACGGCGAGCGGCCGCGCCAAGUGGCGAGUGGCGCGGCACACCCGCGAGAGCUGCACCAAGGUGGUGGCCAACACCCUGUGCACGCUGCUCCUCGUCGUGCUCCUCGUCGCCGGCGUCGUCCUCUUCGUCGUCUGGCUCGGCCUCCGGCCGCACCGCCCCCGCUUCAGCCUCGUCUCCUUCGCCGUCGUCGCACUGCCGCCCGGCGACGCAGCCGCGCAGCAGCAGCAGCAGGUCGCGUUCAACGUCUCCGACCGCAACCCGAACCGCCACAUCGGCAUCCUCUACGACGCGACGCAGGCCUCCGUCCACUACGACAACGGCGGCGUGCUCGUCGCCGGCGGCCCGGCGUUCGCCUCCGCCUGGUACCAGCCCAACAAGACCACCACGUUCAUCGCCGGCUUGCUCGACGUCGUCGGGCCGAGGGCCACCGACGCCGCGUGGCCGUCCUUCCAGGCCGAGCUGCACGCCGGCCGCCUCCCGCUGCGGCUGCAGCUCACCACGGCCAUCCGCUUCCGCCUCACCGGCGGCUUCGGAGCCCUCGGCUUCCAGUCCGGCCGGCGGAGGAUGCACGUCGACUGCCACAUGCUCGUCGGCUCCGACGGCGAGCUGCUGCCGGAGUCCGUCGGCGCCGCCUGCGACAGAUACUUCUCAUGA
Oryza brachyantha (malo sina) is the source of this 669-nucleotide messenger RNA. RefSeq names its product NDR1/HIN1-like protein 2. Gene Ontology annotation, biological process: defense response to other organism. The record is from RefSeq and is a predicted model, not a curated record. Lineage: Eukaryota; Viridiplantae; Streptophyta; Magnoliopsida; Poales; Poaceae. The coding region runs from base 1 to 669 and encodes 222 amino acids. The transcript has a single exon.